AAAAAAAAAAAAAUGAUUAAGCGGUGUGUGUUUUUAUUGUUAAUUUUUGGAUUAUUAAACAGACAAGUGUCAGCGGCUGGAGGAUGGCUGCUCUGUUACAAGUGUAACAGUAACCAACCAGGGUGUGGAACUCCCUUUAAUUGGUUGUGGUACUGGGGAGAGUACUGUCCAGAACCUGAUGAUGUCUGUGUUAAAGUUAUAGAACGCAAAGGAGCCGAGACAUUGAUAACUCGUGACUGCUUGAGCUCCCUCAAAGACUUCCGUACCGAUAUACCUGCCGAUCACUACGAAGGUUGUCGUCCAGCUGCCAAGGACGUUCGCCUGGGCCACUUCGUCAACAACACCAUCAAAGAGCUCGACAUUCACCGGGACUACUACGAUGAAGUCAAUUGGUGCUUCUGCUACUUCGACAAUCGGUGCAAUUCUGCAACCGGUUUGCAAGCGAAGUUUAUCAUUCCUCUAACUUUACUCACUUUAAUUUACAAAUUUAGUUAUUAAUUUUUUUUUAAUGUUUUUUACAAAUUUUUUUUAAAUUUUAGCCGUCCUUUUUAAUAGAUCUUAAAUAAUUGUAAUUAAGAACAAACAUACCGUCCAAAAUGUACAAGAAUUUUAUAUAAAUAUACAUUUAUAUAUAUUUAUA
Messenger RNA from Cotesia glomerata, 640 nucleotides. RefSeq lists its product as uncharacterized. Bases 13 to 498 code for a protein of 161 amino acids. The record is from RefSeq and is a predicted model, not a curated record. The transcript is spliced from 3 exons. Lineage: Eukaryota; Metazoa; Arthropoda; Insecta; Hymenoptera; Braconidae. Gene Ontology annotation, biological process: positive regulation of voltage-gated potassium channel activity; sleep; regulation of synaptic transmission, cholinergic.